AUGAAUUCAACUCCAGAUUUAAUAACACCACAAAAAUCCAAUUCUUCUGAAACAUAUGAUUUGGAGUCAGGUCGUUCGAAGGCCGUAAACACCCCAGAUGGCAAAAACGAAAGCUUUCACGACAACCUGAGCGAAAAUCAGACACAACCUGCUGUUUCUCCCCCAAACACUGGUAAGGGUGCCUAUGUAAUGGUUUCCAUCUGUUGUGUUAUGGUUGCUUUCGGUGGUUUCAUUUUCGGAUGGGAUACCGGUACCAUUUCUGGUUUUGUCGCCCAGAAAGAUUUCUUGAAAAGAUUCGGUAUGAAGCACCACGAUGGUAGCCAUUACUUAUCUAAGGUUAGAACUGGUUUGAUUGUAUCCAUUUUCAACAUUGGUUGUGCCAUUGGUGGUAUCGUCUUAUCUAAAUUAGGUGACAUGUAUGGUCGUAGGAUCGGUUUAAUUGUCGUUGUCGUGAUCUAUACUAUUGGUAUUAUAAUUCAAAUUGCAUCCAUCGACAAAUGGUACCAAUAUUUCAUUGGUAGAAUUAUCUCAGGUCUAGGUGUUGGUGGUAUCACUGUUUUGUCUCCUAUGUUGAUAUCGGAAGUCGCUCCCAGUGAGAUGAGGGGCACCUUAGUCUCAUGUUAUCAAGUCAUGAUUACCUUGGGUAUUUUCUUGGGUUACUGCACCAAUUUCGGUACCAAGAAUUACUCUAACUCCGUUCAAUGGAGGGUUCCAUUGGGCCUAUGUUUUGCAUGGGCCAUAUUUAUGGUUGCAGGUAUGUUGUUUGUUCCAGAAUCGCCACGUUAUUUGAUUGAAGCAGGUAGAAUUGACGAAGCUAGAGCUUCUCUUGCCAAGGUUAACAAAUGUCCGCCCGAUCAUCCAUUCGUUCAAUAUGAGUUAGAAACUAUCGAAGCUAGUGUUGAAGAAAUGAAAGCUGCUGGUACUGCCUCAUGGGGUGAGUUAUUCACUGGUAAACCAGCUAUGCUUCAACGUACCAUGAUGGGUAUCAUGAUCCAAUCUCUACAACAAUUGACUGGUGAUAACUACUUUUUCUACUACGGUACUAUUGUUUUCCAGGCUGUUGGUUUAAGUGAUUCUUUCGAGACUUCCAUUGUCUUUGGUGUCGUUAAUUUCUUCUCCACUUGUUGUUCUUUAUACACAGUCGACCGUUUUGGCCGUCGUAACUGUUUGAUGUGGGGUGCUGUUGGUAUGAUCUGCUGUUAUGUUGUUUACGCUUCCGUCGGUGUUACUAGGUUGUGGCCAAAUGGUCAAGAUAACGGUUCAUCCAAAGGUGCCGGUAAUUGUAUGAUCUGUUUCGCCUGUUUCUAUAUUUUCUGUUUUGCUACUACCUGGGCUCCAAUCGCUUACGUCGUCAUUUCGGAAUGUUUCCCAUUGAGAGUCAAAUCUAAGUGUAUGUCUGUUUCCAGCGCUGCUAACUGGAUCUGGGGUUUCUUGAUUAGUUUUUUUACCCCAUUUAUCACCAACGCCAUAAACUUCUACUACGGUUAUGUUUUCAUGGGUUGUAUGGUUUUCGCAUAUUUCUAUGUAUUUUUCUUUGUUCCAGAAACUAAAGGCUUGUCAUUAGAAGAAGUUAAUGAUAUGUACGCCGAAGGUGUUCUACCAUGGAAAUCAGCUUCCUGGGUUCCAGUCUCUAAGAGAGGCGCAGACUAUGAUGCUGAUGACCUGAUGCAUGAUGACCAACCAUUUUACAAGAGCAUGUUUAGUCGGAGUUAG
This is a messenger RNA of Saccharomyces kudriavzevii IFO 1802, 1713 nucleotides long. It is a transcript of the gene HXT1, whose product is annotated as hexose transporter HXT1. Gene Ontology annotation, biological process: carbohydrate transport; transmembrane transport. The transcript has a single exon. The record is from RefSeq and is a predicted model, not a curated record. Gene Ontology annotation, molecular function: carbohydrate:proton symporter activity. Bases 1 to 1713 code for a protein of 570 amino acids. NCBI's taxonomy places the organism in Eukaryota, Fungi, Ascomycota, Saccharomycetes, Saccharomycetales, Saccharomycetaceae. Gene Ontology annotation, cellular component: plasma membrane.